Gloeophyllum trabeum ATCC 11539 is the source of this 999-nucleotide messenger RNA. RefSeq lists its product as uncharacterized. NCBI's taxonomy places the organism in Eukaryota, Fungi, Basidiomycota, Agaricomycetes, Gloeophyllales, Gloeophyllaceae. The coding region runs from base 1 to 999 and encodes 332 amino acids. The record is from RefSeq and is a predicted model, not a curated record. The transcript is spliced from 5 exons.
AUGCAGCUUGCUCCGGUCAACAUCCUUGAUGUCCCUCCAGAGGUCUUGUACGACAUCCUAGCGGACCCGAUCGGCGAAUUCUUCCAUCAGUGGUUCACCCAGACCGACUGUACAUCCAGUUGGGACGCUCUCUCAAAUAUCAGCCGAGUGAAUUGCCUGUUCUCGGAAGUAGCCUCGCGCGUCCUCCAGCACGCACUCGGAGCGAUACGCGAAGCGGAUGGAAAGUGGAACCCCCAUCCUCGAAUGGUUCUGCGCGACGUACGCCGAUAUGUGGAACUACUGCGCCUCGACUCCCAUACCCACCCCUCACCGUUAGCACUGACUAUACCAAAGACACCCUUCCUACGCGCGUAUAUAGGUACAUUAGCCUUCUCCGAUAUCCUCGUUCGCAUCCGACGCCUGUCUACGAAACUGGAGGUGCAUGGUCUGGACGGUGCUUGCCGACAAUUAGCCGUGAUAGCGAGCAAUUGCACUCAGGCGGCUCAAGAGGUAAGGCCCGCUGUCCUGCGGCAGCGAAUCCUCUGUGCUGCCGUAGCAAACUAUGAACAGACGUUAAUGCUGAGAUUACUCUUAGACGGGUGGCAAACGAUCAACUCCGUCCUGCUUAGGUACGAUUCUCGGUGCCGGAAAGCAACCCCUAUGAGCGAAAUCGAGCUCCAGUCCUUCGAACUUGACCUGGCACAUGCAUUGGUCAUGCUCAGAAGUCACGAUAUAAGUUUCGCAUGUCAUUACGCCAAAAUGGUGGAGAACACGACCCUGCGCUCCAGUUCGCCUGAAGAGCAAUUACAUCGGAUUGCACAUGCACAAGCCGUGGCAGCAGAAGCCGUCAAGAUGGUUAGCAACCUUGUUCGCGACCUACGGUGUAUAUGGUCGAUGAGCUUUCACGUAGACUCCGCCAUUCCGGACAUCGUGGAAAGUCUCCUCUGGCGACUGGACCCGGACCAUCCAAUCCAUUAUCCUCACUUCACAACGGCGCAGGCACUCGAUGGGUGGCUGUAG